Penicillium salamii is the source of this 834-nucleotide messenger RNA. The record is from the annotation of a GenBank genome assembly. Lineage: Eukaryota; Fungi; Ascomycota; Eurotiomycetes; Eurotiales; Aspergillaceae.
AUGGCCUCGGACCCCUCUUCGCCAGGGCAUUCAACGCCCCAAACCCCCACCGAAAAGCCAUCUACUCCCCCCGUCAACAUCCUCUCAUCGCCCGUGUCCCGCGUGUACUCGAUCAUCCACCCAGUACUUCUUCUGGCUUUGGGCGCGGCUCAUUUCGAGACAUUAGUCGCAAAUCCCACCAAAGGGCUGCUGAACAGUUUGCCAUGGCUCACCCUUACUCAAAUCCUCUACGUGGUCAUCUGCCUACCCCCCGCCGGGUCAACAGAGACGACUGCGCCCGCGGAUGGAAAGUCGAGCUCCCGAUCACCCGGGCCCGCCUCGCGCCAUGGAAAGCACGGAAAGCGCAAGCAGCACGUCAAUAGCUGGACGUGCAUCUGGUCGCGACUACUACCCGCUUUCCUCGCGCUCGCUUUGACAUUCGCGCUGGCUACUCCAGCCCUGGCGGUUCUCCUCGUCCUCUUCGGUGCUCCUCUCACAACUCAUAAUACCGAAACUAUCCUUGGUGCUGCCCAUUUGGCUGUUCUAUCCGCUACCGCGCUCAUCUACACGCAUGGCCUGGACCGAUCUGUUUGGAACGAAGUCUGGGGUAUUGCUCGUCCCGCCGAUGCGGUAUGGGGUAGCGCAUUAGGUACAGGUCUGGGUGCAUGGUUCGGUGCCAUCCCUAUCCCUCUCGAUUGGGAUCGACCUUGGCAAGCAUUCCCAAUCACAAUCCUUACGGGUGCCUACAUUGGCUACGCUGUGGGAUCUUUUGUUGCCCGCACGCCUUUCGUUUUUGGCAAGCGCGUUAUCUUUGCGGCAGAGGACGUGGAUGAUACUGAAAAGAAGUCGAACUAG